AAGGGCAGAGGGAAGGUAGUGACACGUGUCAAUCAACCCCCUCCGGGGGGCGCGCGCUCCGGGGCUCGCGCCGAGGGCUCGCGCCCCUGCCUCGUGCCUGCGCCGCUCGUAUGUAAAUGAGGGCGCGUGACGCGGGACGCAGAUGGACAAGGGAAGAGAGAGAAUGGCCGCUGCCGCCGCCGCUGCUGCCGCCGCCGCCGCCGCCGCCGCUCAGUGCCGGAGCCCUCGGUGCGCGGCGGAGAGGAGAGGAUUCCGGCGGGAACUCGACUCUUGGCGCCACCGCCUCAUGCACUGUGUAGGUUUUGAGAGUAUUUUAGAAGGGCUUUAUGGACCACGGCUACGAAGAGACCUCAGUUUAUUUGAAGACUGUGAACCAGAAGAGCUGACUGACUGGUCUAUGGAUGAAAAAUGCUCAUUUUGUAACCUACAGAGAGAAGCAGUCAGUGAUUGUAUACCAUCUCUUGAUUCUUCACAGUCAACACCAACAGAGGAGCUGUCAUCUCAGGGCCAGUCCAACACUGAUAAGAUUGAAUGCCAAGCAGAAAAUUACCUAAAUGCACUCUUUCGAAAGAAAGAUCUUCCUCAGAACUGUGAUCCUAACAUUCCCCUAGUUGCUCAGGAAUUAAUGAAAAAGAUGAUACGUCAGUUUGCAAUUGAGUACAUUUCAAAAAGUGGUAAAAUUCAAGAGAAUAGAAAUGGUUCAAUUGGACCAAGUCUCCUAUGUAAAAGUAUCCAAAUGAAUCAAGCAGACAACUCCCUUCAGGAAGAGCAGGAAGGCCCCUUAGACCUCACUGUGAAUCGAAUGCAAGAACAAACUACUCAGCAAGGGGAUGGAGUGUUAGAUCUCUCUACAAAGAAAACCAGCAUAAAAUCUGAAGAGUCAUCCAUAUGUGAUCCUUCUUCUGAAAAUUCAAUGGCUGGUUCAACUGUUGAUGCAAAAUCAGAGGAAGCUUCUAAAAUGGAAAAAGGAAAAUCAGCAUUAAGCAAAGUUUUGGAAUCUUUGUGCAUACAUCACCAGCAACAAGUUUUGGCUAUGUUGAAAUUUCUAGUCCAAGAGCAGAAUGCUACUUCUCUUUGCUGUUGUAAUGCAUCAUGUGCUGUGUCUUCAGAAUCUCAAAAGCCCCUAUUUGAAGAUGAUUUACAUGAUCUGUUCUGUAGUUGUGAAUAUAGACUGGCAGAAAGAGGGUGUUUACGAAGUGAAAGACAAAACCCUGGUUUAGUGCCUCUGCCAGUCUGUAUUAAAGAAUUACAUUGUUUAUCUUGCCAAACUGUAACCAUUGAGCACAUUAAGACAGUAAUGAAUAGAGGAAUUGCAGAUACUUACAAUUCUCACAGGUGCUGUUCUGGACUGUCACCAAACAUUCACUCUACAAAAUCAGCCUUUCAUAGUCCUCUUUUGUCAAGGGAAGUAUGUGAUCUUUCAGUCAGUCUUAAAGAUGUAUGUAGAUCUCGAAGUCCCUCACCCCCACCAUUAUCACCUGUGCAGACUGAAGGAUUUGAAAAACUGGUAGAUGUCAUCUCAGAGUUUUCAGCCUUAGAAAAUAACAAACUUGAAACAAAUACUAAUCAGCCUCCAUCUCUAAUACCAGCAGAAAUAAGCAGCAACAAGGGUGACCAUGAAGUCAAAAUACAUAAAACUAAAAAAUCCAGUAACUCUGAUUCUUUACUCUCAGAUGCCAGUGGUAAUUGUACUCCAAAUUAUGAAAAAGGUGAAACUGCUGUAAUUUUUCAAGAUUUAAUGGAUCGCAUUAAUGAAAAAUUAAAAUCAAUAGAAACCACAGAUAUGACCAAUCUUGUAAAGUUAUCUAGCAAUGAUUGUAAUGCAGAUAAUGAUUUUAAGUUGGGAAAUUUAAUAACGUCUCUCUUGCAUAAUGCAAAGGCCAGUGAUUAUAGUUUUAUGGAAUUACUGAGUCAACAUGAUAAAAAGGUAGAAAAUAAAAUUAUUCAGACAAGAUUUCGAAAGCGUCAACAAACUUUAUUUGCAAUGCACAGCUCUCCUGAUUCACCAGUCAUUAGAAGGCAGUCUUUACAGAUCAAAAGAGAACUUGCUAGUCUUGAUGGAAAUUUUAUGAGGAAAAAAUACAAUGAAAAAUAUUCAAGGAAAUCGAUGCACAAUGAUGAGGUACUUUCGUCAGACAAAGAAGAAUUCCAUCAUUGUCAAGUGCCUUCUGUACAAAAUUCAAAAUGCUUUCAAGAUAAAAAUCGUGCAGAAACAUUUCCACCAAAUUAUACCCUUCAGUCAUUGCAACUACCUCUUAAUAGUUUAGAAACUAACUUGGCUUUUGAUGAAAUUUCAGAAAACUUUAAUAAAACAACUACAGCCGAGAAAAUAAGCAUAAGAAAAUCACAAGAGAAUGCUGCAGCUGGAAAAAAAAAAUUGCAAAAUAAUGGGGAGAAUCCAAAAUUAGAGAACACUCGAACUCCUUUGAGAAGCGAUGUUUCUGGACUUCUGAGCAGAACUAAACGAAAUAUUGUGCCUCCAGGGUGGUAUUCUAUAUAUGUAACAAAUAAUUAUGUUUUCAAAAAAUCCCCUAAGGCCAAAAGAGUGUCUGAAUCCACACACAAAAAAGAUGUGAAAAAUAUUCAGGUUGAAAACUCACAGAAUAUAGAUCUAAACAAAAUUGCGAUGAAUUCGAAUUUACAAGUUGUCGUGGAGCGUUUGGAAGAUACAAUAGGUAUGGCCAAAAAGUCUUGGAAUAAUGGACCAUUAUCAGAAGGAUAUAAAGCUUCUAAGAAACUGAUAGAAAUUGAUGGUACUGGGAGAAAUAAGACUUCUACUUUAAGCAGAAUGACAUGCGAAGAGCAGGGUUUAUCAAAAUCUGCAGUGUCAUCAAGUAGUGUUAUCCAAAGUCUGCGGAUGCCUCCAAUGGAUUUGAAUAAUAAGAGACUUGAUAAUCAGAAAAGGUCUUCUGUUUUAGAUACAGGUAGCUUGAUUUCUGGUGUUGAAAAUAUGCCAACAAAGUGUGAAGGUUUUGAAAACUCUUCUUUUUCGAACUAUUCUAGUCCUAUCAAACUCAUGUUUCUAUCGGAAAUUAAAAGCAGUGAAGGAGUCAAAUAUACAUUGACUUCAGUUGGUACUUCCCAAUCAAAUGCUGAUGUUCCUUCUGAGAAACAUGUAACCCAUCACAUAAUUGGGAAAAACACAGAAGCAAAUGAGGAUAUCCCAAAUGCUCGCUUUGAAAAUUACAGUUUUAAUCAUGACACUGAUAUUCUUCAAAGAGAACUAAACAAAUGCAAUUGUGUAAAAGAACCUGCAGAAUCUUCUGCAGUAUUUUCAGAUGAUUUGAAUAGGGAUAAGCCACAAGAAGAAUCGAAGGGAAGUUCAAUCGUUGCUGUUGAUUCAUCUUUCAAAAGAAAACCAGGUAGACCCAAAAAAAUAGGUCCCCAAGUUGUGAAACAGAUUAAACGACCAAUUGGAAGACCACCAAAACCUAAAACUGAUCAAACAGACAUCACCAUUUGCCAAAAUGAAUCCUUUAGUGCUGGAAGGAAGAGCCCAGAAUCUCUCCUACCAGACGUAAAAGAAGGUAUUUAUAGAAAGAGUAUUACUGUAACUGUUAUUUAUGGAAGGUCAAGAAGAACUAAAAGGCAUGUUUCUGAGGGAAGUGUAAACAUCAGCAACAUUAUGUCAUUAAACAAUAAUGUUGGUGAUUUUCCAACUGAACAUAAUAGUCUCAGAAAUACUAGAGAACAUGAAAUUGACUUGAGUAAAAGAAUAAGUGCUGUGUCAAGUUUGACUGCUGCAAGAGAGAUCUUGGGGUCUGACUUUGAGCAUGUUAGGCCUGUCAAGAACAAGUGUGUGGUACCUCAGCCUCCUAAGAACAUUACUCGACCAAAUCAGAAGCCUUUGGCAAUAAUUAGGAAGCCUGGAAGGCCCGCAAAAGUUAAAAUCUCUGGCAUAUCUGUGACUAUUAAUAGAAUUUCACCUCAGGAAAGAGAAGUAAGUAUUAGCAGCUGCUUACCUCCUCUAGAACAGGAGAAUAUGUUAGAAAAAUCUCUGCCUGAAGAAAUGCAUGACCAAGAAUGCAAUAAGAUGGAUAAAACAAGGCAUGCUGAAACUGACAUAUUUAAAAAUGGAUCAAAAAGUGUGAUUGCUACUCUACCUUUGAGACAUUCUAUUAGGGACAGAAAACCAUCUCUGCAUUUCUUGCAUUCAUUAGCAUCUUCUAACUCACUUAUUUAUAGAAAUGCUCUGCUUCAUAAAUCAUAUAAACCCCAUAUGCAGAAAGGCAAAAAUCAGAAGAAAAAACAUGCACAGUCAAGGAUAAAAAUAACUUCCAAAGAUAACCCAGGAACUAGACAUUCAAAGAAUGCAAAAAAGUGUUUGGAAGAUAACAAAUUAAUACCCAUUUCUGAAGUAUCCUUGGACCCUAUAAUUUCAUCAAACUCUUUGCUCAGGUGGUGGGCUACUUCUACUUCAAGUGAUUCCUUAUUAGAGGAAUUAAACAGUAGAUUUGAGCAAAUAACAAAUGCUUGGGUGCGAGUGAGUGGAGAUGAAGCUGAAGGUUUUGCUCAUAAAAAGAAAGAAUACAUUGAAAAUGAUCAUUUCCAAGUAGCCAAACCUUUGGAGACUUGUCUUUUAGAACUUGAAGUUUCACCUGUAAAAAUGCUUUUUCAGAAAAAGUAUGAUUUGAAUGAACUGUGUACUUGGUUUAUGCAGUCAACAGAAACACAGUCUCUUUCACUAGUUAGAAAAGCAAAUGCUCGGAAUCCUUUGGAAGUAAUAAAUACCAAGGGAAUUAAAUUAGGGGCCAAAUAUUGUGAUUUUAAUACCAGCCCCUUUAGAAAGCACUUUAAAAAAUUUGCACUCUCUUCUCCUUCAAAAUCAGGGAAGUUGCAUAUACUGCAUAAGAUGGUUAGUUCUCCGCUCUUAAAUGUGAAAAGUAAUUUAACACUAGCUAGAUUGAAAAGGACUGAGUUUAAGAGGUUGCACCAUGAAAGGUGGAGAAGAGAGGGAAAGCUGCAUAAUUAUGGAACUGUUGAUUGGAACUCUAAAAGGAGAAACUUAAGAUUUUUCUGCCAGAGACAGUUUUUAAAUAAGACCGAGGGGGGAAUAAAUACUGACAUCCCACUCAGUGGAAAAAGCACAGUAGGUAAUCAGUGUACUUUGUCACCUGAGAUCAGGGAUAACUUUUUGCAAGAGAAGGUGGCAAUGCCUGACUUGAAAACACAUCCUAGUUUAGAAAAUAAAUUUAAGUCAGAAGCAAAGGAGAAUGGAACAAAUUGCAGCCAAAGAGAUUUUGAAAAGAGGCUAGGAAAUCUGUGUCCAAAUAAUUGGAGGUCAAAAACUUUGAAAGAUUGUAGGAUAUUUUUAAGGAAGAUCAAUUAUCUUGAACACAGAAAUACUUAUAAGCUAAAUACAAUCAUUUACUCUCCUGAAUCUGUUGACAGUGGAAGUAAUCAUCAGACACAUGUAGAUGAAUCAAAGCGCUGUACAUUAAGAUCCCAUUCUGCUAGGCAAAAUUAUUUUAAAAAGCAAACUAAAGAAAUAGAAAAUGCUAAAGCAAAUAGUCCUUCACCUGAUAAAUUUGCUGACCAACUUAGCAACAGUAAGUUAAGUAAAUGUGUUAAUUUUGACAAGAAUCCUUCUGAUAGUUCUCAAGUUCUUAGCAAAUUGAACAAAAGAAAAAGACCACCAUGGAAGACCACAGAAAUGUCAACAAAAAGACAUAAACGACAGUCUUACAACAGUGGACAAAUGACAAACUAUUUUUCAAAAUCCCAACUAGGUAAGUUUUUCUCUCCUUAAUUUUAAAGUUUCAUUGUAGGUGCCUUGAGUAAAGUGUGAAAUUAGUAGGUAGAAAAGAAACAGCAUAUUCAAUUAUUACUGAUUUCUAAGAUACUUGGACAACCUAAUUUCUUGGCACCUAGUAUGAAACUCAUGAUGUUAGGUGCUGCCAAAUGUACUAGUGCAUUUCCCCAUUAAUGUGCCUGGGAUUUCCAAGUACAUACAAAUAUAUUUAGUAGAGACAUAGAAAGCUUCUUUACUAUAUAUUAUUAGUAGAAAAGUUAUAUUAUCUGCUUUUGCAUUUGAUCUAAUAUAAAAUCAGAAAGCAAUAUGCCAGAUUAAUACGACCAUGUAACUAAAAAUUUGCUACACUGUAGGCUAAUAUGUAUUUAUUCUAUUGAUAAAUAGCAACUAUGAGAUCAUGCAGGCUAAAGUAAAAACUCAUUGCUAAAGAUUAUAACAUUGUAAUCCUAGGAAAUCAGUCUCCCAUUCACCAUCAAGUUGUUAUGCCAUUUGGUACUGUUUUGGAACUUAAUAUAAGACUGCUUAUUUGAAAAAUAUAGGAAUGAUAUUUUUUCAAUAAAUCAGCAAACUUGUUGAGUAGUUUAUUUAUUUUCAUCUCAGACAUUGAGCUCAUUUUCACUAAUAGAAAGAUGAGAAUUUCUUUCCAUAGCCUAUUAAGGGAAGAGUCAUGUGCAUGUUAGGUUCAUGCUACAUUGAGAAUGCAAGCAAAUUACUUGAACAAAUAAUAUAUCCCUUAUUCAGUUAUACUGACCUGAUAUUGGUGCUUCAGAACCUAGAACAAAUAUGAUACAAACACUAGUUGCCAAUAUAACCAUUUCCAUCUCUGCUUAUUAAUAAGUGCUAGAUAAUGCAGGAAGGAUAUUUAGGAGUAUGAGAAUGCUUAUUGCUGACUUCCUUGUCAUGAAAGAAUGCCAGGCUACAUUUGGAAAUUUAAGAAUACUUUAUACUGAGGAAGUAUUGGUGACCUUUUUUCUGAUUACCUAUUUUAAAACUUUUUAAAAGGUAAAAUAAGUAGUAUUGUGUUUUAUAUUAAAAUAUUAAAAGCAGUAGUUCUUUAAUAGGUUAAUGAUUUUUAUAGGCCCAAAAUUCAAUUAUUUAACUGAGUAAAUUUAAAAUACCCAUUCCAGUAAUAUCUAGCAUGUAUUGACUAAAAUUUCAAAUAUUUAACAUGCAGUGAUUAAAAUGUCAAAGGUAGCCAAAAUAGGAUCCCUAUUAUGAAAAAGAAAUCAAAACUAAAAGAAUGAUCUUUGUUUCUUGUCCUCAAAAUAACUAAAAAUGACAUUAUAGCAAAUAAUGUUGGGGGAAAAAAACCUGAUUGGUGAUUUUUGGAAAAAGCUUAUAAUUCACCUGAAUACAUAUGCAUUUUUAUGGAGAAUAAAAUGUAAGGUUUCAUUUUAAUGUUCUAUAUCAUCCUCAUUUCAUGCUGCUAUAGUUUAUCAAAGGAAUUUGCUUUAAUUCACUUUACAACAGAACCGUAUUUUAUCCUUCCAGCUUCUUAGGCAUUGUAUCUUCCUAAUUAUUAUGUGUAAAGUUUAUUUUAAUCUUAUUUUUCACCCCACUAAAUAUGAGCCCAUCCUAAAAAAAGUAAGAUGAAGCUGUCUGAUUAUUA
This is a messenger RNA of Sciurus carolinensis (gray squirrel), 7361 nucleotides long. It is a transcript of the gene Lcorl, whose product is annotated as ligand dependent nuclear receptor corepressor like. Gene Ontology annotation, cellular component: nucleus. The record is from RefSeq and is a predicted model, not a curated record. Gene Ontology annotation, molecular function: DNA binding. Lineage: Eukaryota; Metazoa; Chordata; Mammalia; Rodentia; Sciuridae. The transcript has 7 exons. Gene Ontology annotation, biological process: regulation of transcription by RNA polymerase II. Bases 143 to 5749 code for a protein of 1868 amino acids.